UGUUGAUUCAAUUUAGUGUUUUCAUUUUGAACUAACAGAAGGCACGUGUGUGAGGAAUAAGUUGGCAAAAUAUCCGGUGUGCGAACUUGAAAUGCUUGAGCUACACCCUCGACUGUGUAGCUAGACCUGUGUGCUUGUUUUGUUGGCCGCCGCGUGCAGCAGUGAGGGGGAAAAAAGGGGCGGUGCUGUCUCCCGCCCAGUCAAUCAUCUCAGUUGCUCCUCAAUUAGAGAUGGAGGUGGAAGACGAGAAACAGUUAAUUUGCAUAAUAACUGAUAAGUCGGUGUGUUGACCAGUAAUGCAACGUGUACCAACACGGUGGCCGCUCCACGAUGAAUAGGUACUGGGCCGGACACGGCGUGAAGCCCGCCUGGAUCCUGGCUGUGACCUGCCUGGUUAGUGCGCGCACUGGCCGCGGAUCUCCUCUGCUGUUGAACCCAGAGGUGUUUCUGGAAAAAUAUGGCUACCUUCAUGACAACAACCACAUCCACAAUGCAGUUGAGAUGCAGUCAGCCAUCCGGGACUUCCAGUGGUUGUCUCGUCUACCUGUGACAGGUGAACUAGACAGCGCCACCCUGAGGCAGAUGGCAGAGCCUCGCUGUGGCGUGUCGGAUGAGGGCAGCCAGCAGAUCUGGGCCAAGAGGGUAAACAUCAUCUUCACUGCAAGGAGUUCUGCCCCAAUGGCGCCAUGGCGCCGCAGGAAGCGCUCUGCAGUAAGAGCUGACAAGUGGUACAAGCGUCACCUGGCGUACCGCAUCGAGAACUGGCCCAGCCACCUGUCUCUGGGCUCAUUGCGGCUGGCAGUGAACGCUGCUUUCCAGCUGUGGAGCAACGUGUCAGGUCUGGUGUUCCAGGAGGCCCCCGAAGGGCCCGCAGACAUCCGGCUGGCCUUUUACGAGGGGGACCACAACGACGGGGCCAGCAACGCCUUUGAUGGACCAGGGGGAGCUCUGGCUCACGCCUUCCUGCCUCGCCGAGGGGAAGCCCACUUUGACAUGGCGGAGAGGUGGACACUAAACGGACACAAGGGCCAUAAUUUGUUCAUGGUGAUGGCCCAUGAGAUCGGACACACUCUGGGGCUGGAGCACUCCCCCGUGCGUCACGCUCUCAUGUCGCCCUACUACAGGAAGCUGGGUCGCAGUCUGGUGGUGAGCUGGGACGACAUCCUGGCCGUGCAGCAGCUGUACGGUAAGCCGCCAGGUGAUCGGCCCGUGCGGUUGCCAGGUGAGGUGCUGCACGCUGCUCUGCAGGAGUGGGAAUUCAUGGAUGUCCUCAACAGACGACAGAGCAACGGCCUGCCUCUCUACUGCCAGUCUGGGCUGUUUGACGCCAUCACUGGAGACCAGAACGGUACAAUAGCGGUGUUCCGAGGCAGCGUGUACUGGACCGUAUCAGCUGAUGGUGUCGUGAGUGGACCGCUGCCCCUCCGCCAGAGCUGGUCUGACCUCCCGGUGGCCAUCGAGGCAGCAGCCUUCUCCCCUUUGGACGCCAAGUGGUUCUUCUUUAAAGGGAAGCGUAUGUGGCGCUACUCCGGCCGAGUGCUUGACCCGGGUUUCCCCAAACAGAGCGUUGAGCUGGGCCUACCUCGCCACCCGGACUGUGCCUUCUACUACGCUCCUCUGGGUCACAUGGUAUUGUUCAAGGGCUCUCGCUACUUUGUCCUGAACCUGCAAACCCUGCUCCAAGAGCCCUACUACCCCCGCAGGCUUAAAGACUGGACUGGCGUGCCGCAAGGGACCAAUGGUGUCCUGAGCCGUCCGGACGGGCGCCUCUACCUGUUCAGGGAGCAGCAGUACUGGAGGUUUGACCCGUUGAAGGUGCGAGUCACCAGAGUGGGCCAGUGGGCCAAAGAGCUGAGCUGGAUAGGUUGCGGUGAAGGUCCGCAGAGCAAUAACAUCCUUUGACCAGCAGAGGGAGCGCUAACUUGGUGCUACUGUAUACCUUUGAAUUUAAGACUGCAUGAAUCCACUUGGGUUACGCUGAGCACAUCCAGUGUUUAAAGAGAAGAGCAGUUAGUUUUACUUUAUAAAGAUGUGCACUUCGGUCAUCAAACAUGAGUUGCAGUGUUAGGUGGCACGCCGAAAGCUUUCAUUCUUGUAUUUGCACAUUGUAAUUGUUUAAACACGUAUAUUAUCAUAAGUCUGCAGACGAGCAGAGCUUUUACGCAAGUAUGGAAUUUGAUUUGAUAUAUUUCCAUGUUUGGAAAAGCAUGCAAAAUGGAAACUUUAAGUAUGGAAAAAUAUUCAUUGUUUCCAAGGCUGCCACCACUGUUAAAAUUAUGAAUAAAAAGAAAGAAAAGAAAAAAGAACUGGAUGGCGUUUGCUAGGGCAGCUAAGACGUUUGUAUUUGAGUACACAGUGGGCGGCCCAUCCCGGAAAACAUUUGGGAAGAUUGACAAGUUGAAUGGCCGGCCCUCUGCUCUUAUCCUCCUCCAAACCUUUGUAUGAGCUACAUUACUUAGCUAUAAUCUCCUGGAAAUGAUAUGGUGACAUGAUGGCAUACGUAUUCAGAAUAAUGACAACAAACCAUGACAUGAUGCUAGGGCUGCAACUAACGCCUAUUUCCUUAGCCCAUUAACCUAAAGCUUGUUGUGCCGAUUAAUGGAGUAAUCAACAUGAACCAAAAACAGUUAGUGGUCUGGUCCGCAGCAUAUCUGAAAAGAGGCACAAAUGUUACCAAAAUAGUUGUCGAUUAGUUGGAUAAUCAAUGACUCAUGAAUUAAUUGUUGCAGCGCUAAUGAUACACAUCUACUUUCCGAGUCUGGAAAAAGUCUGGAAUUUUGAAAUGUCAGAUCCGGAGGAACCCUGGAUGAGUGAUCUUGUCAACACUAGAAUGGAUCACAACAUCAAUCUGGUUUGGUGUUGACGACACCGAGAUUUAUGCAUCAGCACAAGGCAGCCGACUAGCUGAUCACUGAUCAAUCACACAGCACACCAGCGCAGGACAAUAAAUUUGCAAUUUAGAGGCUGAACUGCCUUGCAUUCCAAUCACUUUUUAUUCAUUUCUUUAAUCUGGUGAUCUGUACCAUUUCUCAGCAUCAGUUGUCACAUAAACAAGAACAUUUAGCAGGUUUAACAGCAAAUACCGGAGGAAAAGUCCUCCGUUGCUACUUUUAAACAAAGUCUAGUCUGCAGUGUGAAGAUCUCAAUGUUUCCUAUCCGCAUAGCAACAUAGUCACGACUGCACAAAUCAUUAGAUCUAAAUAUACAAGCAAAACAAGGUUUGGACACAUAAAACAAUUACUGUAAUAAAAGACACUGUUUACUGCUCUCUUUACUGAUACUUUUGUAAUGUGUUUCUGGGCAGGCUUGUGCAAACUUCCCAAGUUCACUUACAUGAAUUUCAACUGAGAUUGCAGGAAGAAGAAGAAGAAGAAGAAGAAGAAGAAUUGCAAGUCAAAUUCAAGAUUAUGUAAUUAGAAUUGACGUUCCAAUUGAUAAUUUUGGUACAGUAUAUUCCAUACCCGACAGUUUUACUAUUAUUACAACGAACCUCAUGCACACAUUAGAUGUUAACUACAGGAAAGGUUUUUCAUCAGCAAUUUAGAAUUAGAGCCUCAUGUAUGACAUACGAUUAAUUGAUGUAUUACAACUUUCAAAUUAUGGAAAAUGCUGGAAAAAUGCUUUAUUUCCCAGUAGUAUUCAAAAUGGAGAGAAUUUGUGUUGGAGUUUAGUAUUGAAGCCAAAACCUUUGUUAAGAUGACACAUUCUUCCUGUACGUAGCGAGAAGGAAUGAAUUGCUAUGAAUUUAAUUCCACUUCCUGUAAUUCUAAUACAAAUCCAACAUCCUGUGUGGUGGAGCCAAUUCUAAAUUCUAAAUCUUCAAAGGAAAGUAAUUGAAAUUUGGAAUUUUGCACAAGCCUGUUUGUGUGGCACCUCCUGGUCAUUGAAUAGUUAAACGUGGCACAUUUCACCCAACAGUCGGACUGUGCUGUGCUCCUUUUCUUGUCCCAUGUUAAAUCUCCAAUGGUCUCCUCAGAUGAAGAACUCAUCAACUUGUUCCUCAGUGUUUGUGUGUGAUGACAGCGGCUUGGUGCGGUCAGUCUCUACGUUGCAGGAGCUCAGUCCAGCUGUGUGUGUCACUCCUUCAGUCCUGGCGUCCCUGGAGCAACCAGUGGUACCCCACACCCUGGAGGGACUCCCUUCCUUGGCUGAGGCUCCAAACCCUGCAGAGCUCUGCAGGUGACAUGAGUUCAAAAGCUCCAUGGAAGAAGAGCGUGUCAUCACAGCUUUGACCGUUACGUCCGAGCGAGGCGACACAGCAAUUCCUGUGUCCACGUUGGUUUCCUCCUCGUCCUCCUCCAGCAGUAGAUGGGAAAGCGAACGGGUGAUGGAAGGCCGCAGAGGGGAGUCGGACUGAUUAGAGGUGGGAGGCGGGGUGGGGCUGCUGCGCUGGGAUGAGUAACAGGAGCUGCCGGGCGGAGUGCUGCAGCAGCUACCCGAGCCUUGGCUCUCUGCGCCACCACGGCCGCCGUGAAGCUUCUCCAGAGCAGGCUCACUGCGAGCUCGGAGUCCUGCACACGUCACAUUUUCAGUUAAAUCUAUAAGAUAACGCAGCUGCCAAAUAAUUAUGCACACCUAAUAUGGUGCAGCACAUCUCCUUACAUGCAUAAUAAUAAAGUGCAAAGCUCCCAUCACAGUGCCUACCAUGUCUGUGAUUGUGCCAGGCCGGAGGAGCUGUGAGGUUGAUUGGUGACUUGCAUGGGGUGUGCCCUGUGCUCUUCAGCUGCACUGCUCGAGGGGACACACUGGGGCAGCUCAGUGGAAAAGCACAGGUCAGAGGUCGCUGAGGUUGAGCUGGGGUUUUCACCUGCGGCACCAGAAGGAGGGGAGGGAUUAUGAUUUAAAGAGAUUGCAAGCAAGUUAAGUGACUAACUUGCAGCAUUAACAUACACGCAUUCAACAUAUGGCUGCUUUUGACAGCUUUUAGGUCAUGUGACUGACAGACCACAUGACCUCUCAUCAACACUGCCUUGGCUUUUGAAGUCACAAUUGGUAUUACCGAGUAUUUCAAGUAGUAGUAGUAGUCGUAGUAGUAGUAGUACUUUAUUAAUCCCACAGCAGGGAAAUUCACUUGUUACAGCAGCAAGCAAGGUACACAAGUAAAGAAUGCAUAGUGACAUAGUGAAUACAACAUGGUUCAGGUGGUGCAGGUGUUGUAGAGCCUGAUAGCGGUUGGUAUGAAGGACCUGCAGAACCUCAACUGACUCAAAGUACCCAUUCAAUACAAAAUACCUUCGAUACAAUCAAUACUUUCCUUACACUGCAUGUUCUUUUUUUGUAAAAGCCAAAUUUUCUGUACAUUGCUUGGACGCUGUUACAUUUUCUGUGAGCGUCUUCUGUCAUGUGUAUGUGGCAGUUGUACGGUGCUGAGUCGUCAUUCUUCAUGAUUCAUCUUGCCGAAUGGAAUGCCACAUGAGUAUGAAGAUAAUAAAGGCAGUAAUUGAUUGUGACGGUGCACCACUACAAAAUAAAAGCCGCCACACCUUAAAGUCGUUUUUUUUUUAAACUUGAAAACAAUUUAAAGUAAUAUAUUGUAUGAAUGGUUAUAUACGCUAUAUAGAUACAUAUAUAGCUUAUUAUUUACGCACACACUGACAACAAUCAGUUUGAAAACUAUUUAAGAUAUAAAUGUUUCACUGCUCUUUGUUUUGAUAAGCCUGCACCGCAUGCACUUGCGCAUGUGUGACCAGAUACGCGGCACAUCUUGUGUUGACUUUCACUUUGUUUCUUAUUAUCAGGAGAAUGAACAAUAGCCCGCUCACGUUUCAAUCUCAUUCCACUCCUGCCUGGCUGGCGGCAUCUCAUCUCAUUUGUGUGCCACACGCAAGCUAGGAGCUACGAUCAUCAUCACAACGUACUUUUGUAAAGUGUCACUUAACAAUCUUGCGCUCUUGUUAUCAUUACAAUACUUAUGGCUUGUCUUCAAAACACAAGCUGUGUGUCGAAGUUGUGCAACAGAAGCACACUGCGUGCACAGCUUUACACAGCGAUGCUCUCACAGGGGUCUCCAACAGGUAGCUCACCAGCUGAAAGAAUAUUUGCUUCACCUCCUUGCAUUUUUCUAAGUGUUCUAUUCAAACCUGACACCUGUGUUUAAUGACAAAUGAGCACACUGAUUGGAGAUGUGCUUUGUAAAUAAAGUUAAAUGUUGGCGGUGCUCUCGGCAACUUUGCCAUUAAAUUAAUAGUUUUGCAAUGUUCUAGGUUCAUGGUCUGCUCGUUGUUGAAAAAAGUUAAAUAAGUUAAAUAAAUGAGUCAUAAAAAAAUUGCUAUUUGUUGUUAAAAAAAAAAACAUUGCAGAUGCAGCCCCGCCCUCCCAUGCAGCAUACCACCACAGCUUCAAAAAUCUGCGGGGAAACCCUGAAUAAAGGUACACUGGCUUCUAUUGCACCUACUGUACCUGGAAGAGAACCUUG
This is a messenger RNA of Dunckerocampus dactyliophorus (ringed pipefish), 6415 nucleotides long. It is a transcript of the gene mmp28, whose product is annotated as matrix metallopeptidase 28. NCBI's taxonomy places the organism in Eukaryota, Metazoa, Chordata, Actinopteri, Syngnathiformes, Syngnathidae. Gene Ontology annotation, biological process: proteolysis; extracellular matrix organization; collagen catabolic process. The record is from RefSeq and is a predicted model, not a curated record. Gene Ontology annotation, molecular function: metalloendopeptidase activity; zinc ion binding. The transcript has 8 exons. Bases 331 to 1902 code for a protein of 523 amino acids. Gene Ontology annotation, cellular component: extracellular matrix.